This is a messenger RNA of Mercenaria mercenaria, 1455 nucleotides long. RefSeq names its product guanylate-binding protein 1-like. The record is from RefSeq and is a predicted model, not a curated record. Lineage: Eukaryota; Metazoa; Mollusca; Bivalvia; Venerida; Veneridae. Gene Ontology annotation, molecular function: GTPase activity; GTP binding. The annotation marks the transcript as partial. The transcript is spliced from 7 exons.
AUGCCUGUGUGGGUGCCAGAGACAACCGAAGAGUUACUAGACUCAAGUGGGUCCCCAGAAGCCGAAACUGUUCAUACCUCGACUGGGACUUGCGGAAGUCUGCGAGGGACUGGUGAAUUUGAUAUAUUCUCAAAACCGAGAUGUCUGGUGUACACUGACGAUGAAGGUUUACUAACCAUUAACACAGGCGUGUUGAAUGCAAUAUCUCAGAUUGAGUGUCCGCUAAACGUUGUCAGCAUUUGUGGCGUUUACAGAACAGGGAAAUCUUAUUUGAUGAACAGAUUAGCUGGAGAAAGGGCAGGUUUUCCACUUGGUGAUACCACCCAGUCCGAAACCAAAGGAAUAUGGGUAUGGUGCAAGGACCAUCCUAAUCAUAAGAACGAGGCACUUCUUCUCAUCGAUACGGAAGGCUUAGCGGAUCCAGAGAAGGGAGACACGGAUCAUGACAACAGAUUGUUCUGUCUUACCCUCCUGUUGAGCAGCACUAUGCUUCUGAAUGUGAAAGGAGUUCUCGAUUAUGCCUGGUAUAGUUUCAUUACAGAACUCACAUCAAAAGUCCACAUUUUAACUGACGAUGAUGAUGAACAGUUCAAUGCAAGCACUAUCAAACUUGCGUCCCCACAGUUGAUUAUUUGUGUUCGGGAUUUUUAUCUUCAAAAUAAACGGAACAACAAGGAAAAAACUGCAGAUGAGUAUCUAGAGGAUAACCUUAUUAUAUCAACGAAAAAGAACCAAGAAAAAUACAAUAAGAUCAAAACCUGUAUCAAGAACUACUUUCCAGGCAGAAAAUGUUUUACGAUAGCACAGCCAGCCAUAGGAGAAAAACUGCGGGAGAUCGAAGAUCAAAGCGAUGAUCAAUUAGAGCAGAAAUUCCUCGAAAAUGUUCAAGCUUUGAUUAACUAUGUGUAUAAUUGCGAACCAAAGUAUAUUUGCAAUAUAAGCAAGAAGACAGUAGACGGAACGGACUUCGCGUCUUACGCAACAACCUAUGUUAUGGCUUUUAGAAAGGAAUCAGCUAUUAGCCUAGAGAAAGCAUAUGAAUGUGCUGCAGAUAGGCGCAACAGAAAGGUUUUAAAGGUGGUACUAGAUGAAUUCAAAAAGAAGUUAGAACAAACGGAACUUCCAACGCGUAAGCAAAUUCUGCAGACUAACUUCCUCAUCGCUUAUGACCAAGGACUUGCAAAGUACCGCAAUGAGUCAUUCCCGUAUUUGCAAGAUCAGUUGGAAGAAGAAAUUAUGACAGAGAUGCAACAUCAAUUUGAAACUCUUAUGAAAAGGCUUUCUCUAAAGAGUCAAGAAGAAGGGAAGAGAAAACUAACAGAACUUUAUCGAGAGAUGAGGAGUAAGCACGAAAGUGAGUACAAUGCUGAAAACGGAUAUGAACGCUAUAAAAAUGACAUGGUACAACUGGAAAAGGAUUUCUUUUCACAAAUGGAAGGCUACGAUAAAGAUGAU